Molecule: messenger RNA, 3519 nt
Organism: Paralichthys olivaceus (Japanese flounder)
Lineage: Eukaryota; Metazoa; Chordata; Actinopteri; Pleuronectiformes; Paralichthyidae
Source: RefSeq, a predicted model, not a curated record
UCAGCUCUGUUUGACAUGAUCGAGUAUUAUGAGUCCGCCACACAUCUCAACAUCUCCUUUAACAAGCACAUUGGCACGCGGGGAUGGCAGGCAGCAGCUCACAUGAUGCGAAAGACGAGCUCUCUGCAGUAUCUCGAUGCACGUAACACACCCCUGCUGGACCACUCGGCUCCCUUUGUGGCACGAGCACUCAGGAUCAGUGGCAGCUUGGCAGUUCUCCACCUGGAGAAUGCAGGCCUGUCUGGCAGACCGCUCAUGUUACUGGCCACGGCUCUGAAGAUGAACAUGAAUCUGCGGGAGUUGUACCUGGCAGACAACAAGCUCAGUGGCCUGCAGGACUCAGCACAACUUGGCAACCUGCUCAAGUUCAACUAUAACAUCCAGAUCCUGGACCUGCGUAACAACCACAUCCUAGACUCUGGUCUGGCCUACGUGUGUGAGGGACUGAAAGAACAGAGGAAAGGCCUUGUCACUUUGGUGCUAUGGAACAAUCAGCUCACACACAAUGGCAUGGGCUACCUAGCUGCUGCACUGCCAUGCACCCAGAGUCUGGAGACUCUGAACCUUGGCCAUAACUCGGUGGGUAAUGAAGGGGUCCACAAGCUUAAAGACGCACUGAUUGCCAACCGCUCUGUGCUCAGACUGGGCCUUGCUUCCACCAAACUGUCCUGCGAAGGAGCGGUGGCGGUGGCUGAAUUUAUCGCUGAGAGCCCCAGACUGCUGCGCCUGGACCUUCGGGAGAAUGAGAUCAAGACAGGUGGACUGAUGGCCCUGUCACUCGCCCUGAAGGUCAACACCUCUCUGCUGCGUCUCGAUCUCGACCGGGAGCCCAAGAGAGAAACUGUGAAGAGCUUUAUUGAGACCCAGCGUGGGCUGCUAGCUGAGAUCCAGAAUGGUUGCAAGAGGAACUUCAUCCUGGCCAAAGAGAAGGAGGAAACCGAGCAGAAGAUGAGGCAGUCAGCAUCCAUGGCUGAAAUUGCAACAGAGGAUGGAACCAGAGAAGAAGAGGAGGAGGAAGAACCAGCAUCAGAGGAGAAAGAUGACAAGGAGGGGAAAGAGAGAGAAGUAGAGGAGAGUGAAACGACAGGAAAUGAAGAACAGGGAAGCAGCCAGUCUGGAGCAAGCUCUGAGACGAAGGUGGAGUCUGAUUCAGACACUGAGGAUGAGGAGGUGAUAACAAAUUCCUGCUCCACAAACUCAAACCAGACUGCUCCUCAAACCCAGCAGAGGGCUGUGCAGCCCCCCCCCAGUGCCUCUGGGACGUCCUCGUCCCCGUCUGCUUCACCUGCAGGAGGACAAAGUGUCAUUCCCGGCAUCACCGUCACAGAAUCCGCAGCUCCCCCUGGCACUCCUCCAUCUCCUGGUCGCUGUAUAUCAGUCUCAAGCCCGGGCCGGGGUCGUAAGAUCUUCACGGUUACCCGGGUGGAAAGCCCCCCCGAGCAGCAGCAGUUGCAACUCCAGAAAACUUCACUGGCACCUCUCAACCAAACUAAAGAUAUCUCAAAGAAUCCUAUGACACAGCAGACGCAGCCACCUCCUGCUGCUCAAACACCUACACAAACACAGCAGACACAAGAGGAGGUGAAGAAGCACUCACCUGCACCCGCACUGUCAACAGACUGUAAAGUGUCAGAGCAGAGGUCUAUAGCACAAUCGGAGUCCACACUAAAUACUCCACAGACCCACAUACUAGAGACACUGGCGACAUGUCCCCCCACAGAAGAUGUAACAGCUAGUACUUUAGACCCCAAAGUCACAGAUCCAAGCCUACAAGCACCGGCUCUGCCCUUGGACUCCUCAGCAGAACAGGCUGUAGCAGUUCAGCUCACUGACGACGUAAUACAGAGCACACAAAGCCCCCAACCUGAAAACACUUCUGUAGAAGGACAGGAGGAGAAGGAAGAAGAUGGCAGAGAACUGAUGUCCCCUGAUUGCACAGGAGAACAGUCAGAUGAACCAAGUCAAACCCAGAAUAGUGUUCCUGGAGUAGACACGCCACCCUUAACACCUGCACUUGAACAGCUACAGAAUGAGCUAGCAUCUACGUCAAACGAGACCCAGUCACCACACCAAAGAGAGGAAGAGGAGGAGAAACAGGAGGCAUCAGCCAGCCCGUCAGAAAUCAAAAACCUCACUUUAACAGAGGAAGAGGACAACCAGCCAAACCAAGAGGAACCAAGUCCAAAGCAGCAAACAGAGGCAGAUGAACAGAGCGUAGAGUUGGUUCUCUCUGUCCUGACUGAUCAACAAGAUCCGUCUGCCGCUCAGAGUGAAAUACAGGAGACUAAUCUUCCAGCAGAAGAAUCCUCAGAGAGUCCAGACUCUGCCACGACUGCCUCCGUCUCCCCAGUCAAAGUGGACGAUUCAGCUGAUGAGAGCUCUGCAGACGAGUGUUUCGCCGAAGCUCUGGACGGAGAGGAGCCAGGAGAGGAGGUAAAUUCAGCUCUACCCAAUGGCCUGAAGUCAGAGUUCUCCCUCCAUCUUCUCGACGCUGAGAACCCCAAACCUGGCAACUGUGUGAUUGAGCACGUGAGUGUGAGCUGUGGACAGGACCUGGAGGAGCUGCUGCUAGAGGCCAGUUUGGAUACAGGAAGAGACGCACCAUGAGGUUGUGAGGACCGUGAGGACAUGAGAGAACAGCACUCAGAUAGUUUGUCUGGCUCUGCUGCGUGACUCUUAAACCUCCAAUGUUUCUGUCGUUUCUUUGACUUUACCACCAACAUAACCUUUCCAUAAAGGACAGACGACCUGGUGUUACAGUCAAAGCUCCGCGUGCGGAAACACAAGCAACUUAUGGAAAACACACAAAGGACAAAAAUAUAACUGUGGAGCUGAGACAAAUACAGAAUCCUCUACAUCCACACUACAUCCACCACAAAAACACACAUAUGUAUAUGCACACUGAGUAUGAGAAAGAGGAGGGGAGAAGAAGAAGAAAGUCACCAUGUUAUCACUACAUUUUGUUAUAUCUGCAAACUCAACACACAAAGCAUCUGCCUGUGACGGACAGAGAAUGGAGGACAAAGGAGGAAGGAUGAACCCUGAACCAAAGACAGAACACCGACCUUUCCCACGAACCAUACUCGCUGUCUUAUGUACUGACUGUAUUUGGGGAAAUAACUAGCAAUUAAUGGGUUUUUAUAACAGAGACAUAACGAGGACAAUGAGAAAAGUAUAGUUGGUGUGAGACUCAGAAGACGAGAUAAUAGUCGAGGACGGCGCUGCGGGGACAUGCUGGCUUUACACACUUGUUCUCCAAGUGGAAGUCGAUCACCAUCAGAGGCUUUUAAAUUCACGGAAGCUGAAGAUGUUAACGUGUCUGUUUAAAUGUUAGCGUUUUACGUCUGUGUCCCCUCCCACAAUUAACUCUAAAAAACAACUCUAAGGGACCUUUGCCAAAGUGGUUUUCCUCUGGUCUGUUUUCUUGUCCUCUGCUCACUUUGGCCCCUCAGGAAUCAGCACCCCCUCCCGCUGAUGUGGAGGAGCUGCGACCGUCUGCCGUCGGCCUCCGCUAAAACA